This is a messenger RNA of Vigna angularis (adzuki bean), 1054 nucleotides long. RefSeq names its product ethylene-responsive transcription factor ERF027. The transcript has a single exon. NCBI's taxonomy places the organism in Eukaryota, Viridiplantae, Streptophyta, Magnoliopsida, Fabales, Fabaceae. Gene Ontology annotation, molecular function: DNA binding; DNA-binding transcription factor activity. Gene Ontology annotation, biological process: regulation of DNA-templated transcription. The record is from RefSeq and is a predicted model, not a curated record. The coding region runs from base 331 to 855 and encodes 174 amino acids.
GUCAAUUUUUUAAUUCAUCUGACAUUUAUUUUCUCAUCUUUUUUUUUUAAUAACUAUAUUAAUCUAAAAGUAAAUUAUAAAGUGUUCGAUGGACUUCUCAAAAUAUGAUGAUCCUUAAUAAUUUGGUUUCGCCAAUCUUUUUUUCAUAUCAAAAUUAUCUCAUUUUUUCUUCAUUUUCCCUUCUUUCCUGAUCUAACCCCACUUCUGAAUUAGCCCUUUUUAAUUUAAGUGUGAUGCAUGAUUUUCCUGGUGUUAUAUAUGCAAGUUAUAGUGUCCCUCCAAAUAUCACCUCUUACCAACAAACACCGUUAACCUUAGAACAGCACCACCAUGGCUCCCUCACUCUCUUCCAAGAAGCACCCACUCUACCGAGGAAUCCGUUCCCGGGGAAGAAAAUGGGUCUCCGAAAUCCGCGAGCCGCGCAAGGCCUCCCGCAUAUGGCUCGGCACCUUCCCCAAGCCGGAGAUGGCCGCCGCCGCCUACGACGUCGCAGCAUUGGCCUUGAAAGGCGACGGCGCUGUUCUCAACCUCCCUCACUCCGUUUCCAAGUAUCAAAUCCCUGCAACCAACUCUGCGGCGGAUAUCCGCACUGCUGCCUCCGCUGCGGCCGCAAUGAUGAAGGCUGAAAUUGAAGCUUCCCACAACAUUGCAUCACAAACUGAAACUACCCACAUCGAUGCGACAACCUGGAGGUUUGAAAAUGAUUUCCUUGACGAGGAAGCCAUUUUCGGCAUGCCAAGUCUUCUGGUUGACAUGGCCGGAGGAAUGCUUCUGUCGCCGCCCAGAAUGAGCCCGCCACCGUCCGAUAACUCGCCGGAGAAACAAGCUGCAGAGACUUUGUGGAGUUAUUUUUGACUUACGAACUUCAGAAAACCUGUGUAAAUUGAGAACAAGGGCAUGCUACUCUUUUUGCAUGUCUACUGUUCUACUAAAGAUGUUUCAUAAAUGUUUUGAUUAAGGUUUUUUAAAAUCAAUGUAUGCUAAUAUUUUUAAGGACAAUGAGAUUUUAAUAAUUUUUUUACGUGUGAUUAUUUCAUUGGUUUGUAUAUUUGAA